CCCUCCAUUCAUCCCCCCCCCCCAACUCUUCUUCUCUUGUUUUCCCCCCAUUGUUCUAAUCACCUCAUCUUCUCUUACUGUAUCGUCUCAUUUUCCUCCCUUACCCUGCAGCGGUGAGCUUGGUACACCAUAAUAUCCUUAAUCCCUACGCUCGUUUCUAUUCAAGCCACCGCUCUCUCUACCUGUCGCUUCCCCCGCUCCGGCCCUCCGCUGCGUCUCUCGGUUCCGCCAGCCACCAACCAAGAAAGCAACAAAUCUAGGAUUCUGAACAAACUGUUAACGGCUAUGCGGGUCAACUAUACUCGCUAUAUCUGUUCGUAGGCUGGAAGCUGAGCUUGUACAGCUAAUGCCAGCUCUACUGACGUUGACCUACUUGGAUCCAUCGAUGCCAGUACCGUCAUGGCAUCAUACACCCCCUCUCCGACCACCAUGACGGGCUAUGUUCCUGGGUCUGUUUCAUUUGCGGAGGCUCAAUCGCACCACCAGCAUAAUUCUCUUGCUGCCUACUCAAUUCUCGGGAACAAUCACUAUCCAGAUAGUGUCGCAUACUGGCAUAAUCCUUCAGCGCAAUCCCAGCCGCCGCUUCCCGCCGCUUCCUAUCCGUCGGUUCCUCCAAAGCCGCAGUCGCUGCUGCAACCAACCCCCGAUUCUAAGAAGCACAAGCGUACCCGCAGCGGCUGUUUCACCUGUCGGUCCCGUCGUAUAAAGUGCGAUGAAACUCGUCCUGUCUGUGACAGGUGUCGCAAAGGGAAUCGUGACUGUGUGUAUCCGUCUACCAAUACUCCGGGCGCAUCCAAGCCUGCCAGCACCCGCAGCACCUCCAAGGCCCGCAGCAGCCCAGCUCGCGCAGCAGAGGGGUCCACUAGUCCUCGCGAAUCCGACGACGUGCGUGUAUUGGAGACAAUAGCAGACGAGGGGGAAGGAGAUGCGGACAGCGUGGGUUCUAGUGUGCAUCUGUCUCCCACACUAAGUCAGACCCCAACGGCAGCAGCGCGACCCGUGGCAGGUCUGCCCAAGAAACAAAGCGCUCCAUCGAUAAGGCGCCGCAAAGGGAACUCCUUCAUUGCAUCGGACGCCACGCCAUUGCGUACUGAACCCAGCAUAUCCCCUACGCCUUCCACCGAGGCUUCUUCACACAUUGAAUUUCUCAGCGCCCGGUCGGCGAGUCUGGGAGUUCAUCCAGUGGAGUCAACGGCGAGUCUGUUGGCUCGUAGCCAUGUCUCGGAUGAUCUGCGAUUUUACCUUCGUUACCAUUGCGAUUUUAUCACAUAUCGACAUUAUUUCCUCCGACCAUUUAAUGAUAUCUUUGUCCGUCAUAUGAUAGUGGAACUGGCCUUGCAGUACGAACCACUUUUGUAUGCCAUUGUUGGGUUCUCGGCAUACCACCAUUGCGUGCAGACCGGAACAGGCCGGCUCUACUCGUUUCUAAAAUAUUAUAAUGCUGCUCUCACGCUUCUACGCAAAUCCCUAGGCUCGGGCGAGCCACACAGCGAGGCCACGUUAGCUACCGUGCUGGUGCUCACCACCUUCGAGGAGUUCGUCGGAGAUUGGGUUAAUCUCAUUGACCAUCAUCAGGCAGCUCAUGCCUUGAUGCGAGAACUUUUGACUACCGAAUCGAUCAACACGAACGAGCUUCACCAACAUAUUUUCCUCUGGUAUGCACGAUUCGAUGUGGUGGCGGGCAUUUUGGCGGGCAACGAAGCCAUUUUGAGCCGAGAUUGGUAUGUUGCGAAAGAGGAGUACGACGCUCAGCAAGCAGCCGACGAUCCAAGCAAUGUAGACAAACAACUGGCUUGGGCCUCAUCCAUCAAUCGUCGGUUUGGACUAGAGAUGGCAUCUCUGUAUGCCAAAUUAUCACGGGGCAUGAUUCCGAUCGAGGAGUUCAUGGUGCAAAAUGAACUCCUGGGACAGACCCUGGAACGAAUGAAGGCUAUCCUAGUUCGCUUGCAGGAUUCCGAGUACACCGUUCAAGACUAUCCCCAUCGUGUACCACUAACAGAGGACGAUAUCGUGGACCCAUAUGUGCCCGGUGGCAUGCAGUGUGGCCCCCUGUGGGAGGCCAACUUCGUCUGGAUCGACUAUCUAUCCACCAAGGCCAUGUACAAAUAUCAGUCGUUUCUGGCUUUGCGCCAGACGUCCAUGGCAGAAUUAGCGGAUCUCUCUUUGGAGCAGUGUCGUUUGAUGGAGUCCGUCGAUCGUUGGCCGGGCAAGGAGAAUGGUGCCAUUUUAGCAUUCAAAAACAGUGUUGGAAUGGCGGCCAUGUUCCUUCCGCGAGAAGAUAAAUAUAUUAUGUGGGCGCGGCGGAAGUUCGCUUCCUUGGAGCAACAGGGCUAUGUUGUCGCAGCCCGGUUCCGAUCAGCCAUGGCGGCGCUCUGGCAACUGCCGGAGAUUGACCGGUGGUGGCUCCCCAAUGACGAGAACUAUCCCGACCUCAUCCGAGAAGUCCGCGCCAUGACUGAAGAGCGCACCACUCAUCCCCGCGAUAACUUCCGGGAGGAUGUGCGCGACAUGAAAGGGUUGUUCUGGAAUAUCAGUCUCGAUGAUACGGAGAGCGAUACCAGCCCGGCCUCGGUUCCUCUUGCCGCAGAUGCACGACCCACAUAG
Messenger RNA from Aspergillus saccharolyticus JOP 1030-1, 2604 nucleotides. Its product is annotated as C6 finger domain protein. Gene Ontology annotation, cellular component: nucleus. Gene Ontology annotation, biological process: positive regulation of transcription by RNA polymerase II. The transcript is spliced from 3 exons. Gene Ontology annotation, molecular function: zinc ion binding; transcription cis-regulatory region binding; DNA-binding transcription factor activity, RNA polymerase II-specific. NCBI's taxonomy places the organism in Eukaryota, Fungi, Ascomycota, Eurotiomycetes, Eurotiales, Aspergillaceae. The coding region runs from base 400 to 2604 and encodes 734 amino acids. The record is from RefSeq and is a predicted model, not a curated record.